Messenger RNA from Suillus bovinus, 933 nucleotides. RefSeq names its product mitochondrial ATP synthase g subunit-domain-containing protein. Lineage: Eukaryota; Fungi; Basidiomycota; Agaricomycetes; Boletales; Suillaceae. The record is from RefSeq and is a predicted model, not a curated record. Gene Ontology annotation, molecular function: proton transmembrane transporter activity. The transcript is spliced from 3 exons. Gene Ontology annotation, biological process: proton motive force-driven ATP synthesis. The coding region runs from base 85 to 579 and encodes 164 amino acids.
AAUUUCCCACCCUUUAUUUCCUCAGGUCUCCGCGUCGUGACAUUCCUUUCAGUAGUUUACUCAACCUGCUCGCAGACACCUAGAAUGCGGUCUACAGUCUCUACAUCUGCCUUCAGACAGGCUGCUCGUCCCCGCCGUCUACCCGCCCAGUAUUCACGCUUUGCUAGCUCAAAUGUGGAGACAGCCCAGAAGAAAACUCAGGACGCGCUCGGGUCCGCCCAAAAGACAGCAGAAAAGCUUUGGGAGAGCUCAAAAAAGUUCCUCGGUCCCCUCGGCGAGCGCGCUGGAAGCAUGCUCGGAUCAUACCGUCAGCCUGUCAUGUACAACCUAUCUGUUGCACGCGAAUUGUUGAAGCAGGUAUAUGUGGCGGAGCGUUUGCAACCUCCCACCGACCUUGGGGUGGUGAGAAGCGCAUACUCAACAUUAUGGAGUCGUGCUAGCAGCCAAGCAUAUUGGCGAGGGAUACUCAGUUCCGGGGAGUGGGCCAAGGUCGCCAUAUACGCUGUGGAAGCAUACGGUAUCUUCAAGAUUGGAGAAAUUGUCGGACGGAGAAGCGUCGUUGGAUACAACCUUCAUUAGACCGCAUUAUUUAUCGCUGAGAGCAUUUAUUAUGCUUUACACUGAUUCUAUUGCAUAGACAUCUCAUAUUUCCUAUGCUGAUGCCGUUUUCCGUCCAUUCAAAUUUGCAUGACAGACAGUGCAUGUGUUGCACCGAAUUGACAAGUCACGGACAAUGAUAUAGAUAUCCAUAUAGCAAGAGAUCAAAAGUAUGGACUCCCUAAUCCUCCUUCUUUCCGCCAAUCUUCUUCUCUGCUUCUGUAAUUGAUGCUGCGUCUGUUUGAGGACCAGCGGCAGCUGAGAACACAAUAGUCAAUUGGUGAUAUGAUAGUGCAUAGGGAAAUUCACGUGCCUCCAAACAUUGAUGGAGUUUUG